Molecule: messenger RNA, 9968 nt
Organism: Solea senegalensis (Senegalese sole)
Lineage: Eukaryota; Metazoa; Chordata; Actinopteri; Pleuronectiformes; Soleidae
Gene: ctso
Product: cathepsin O
Exons: 14
Coding region: 102-1169 (355 amino acids)
Cellular component (GO): lysosome
Molecular function (GO): cysteine-type endopeptidase activity
Source: RefSeq, a predicted model, not a curated record
ACCCUGCCUCCACUUCCGCAAACAUCUUUAAACGUGCACCUUGUGCCAGUCUGUACCGUUUGCUAAUGUACGCAAGUUUCUAACCGACGUUUCUGCGUCAAAUGACGGCCCGCCGCCAAGUGUUUGCGGUUGUUGUAGUAACCGUUUGCGCGCUCGUCGCUCCUCUGUGUUGCGUGAAUGUGAACGUGAAUGCGGGUGACACUCGGCACAAGUUGAACGGCUCUCACGUCGAUUUCGACUCGUUCGGAGAAAAGUUUCCCCGCGAGUAUGACGAUGUCAACAGCGGCGACUUUAACCGGCGUCGUCUCCAUUUCCAGGAGGCUACAAAGCGACAUGCGUACUUGAACUCAUUUUCCACUGCACCACAGUCGGCCCAGUAUGGUCUAAACCUCUUUUCUGACCUCUCACAGGACGAAUUCAGAGAUCUGUACCUGCGAGCGAGCGUGGACGGCGCGCCACACUUCUCUGGACCGAAGACAGAACGGCUCCCGGCCAAGUUUGACUGGAGGGACAAAGCGGCAGUGGCGCCGGUCCAGAACCAGCUCGCAGUUUGCAGGGGAAGUGAGUGCGGGAGUUGUUGGGCGUUCAGCGUGGUUGGUGCCAUCCAGUCUGCACACGCUAUUGGAGGCUCACAUCUGCAGCAGCUCAGUGUACAGCAGGUUCUGGACUGCUCCUUCAAAAACGAAGGCUGCAACGGAGGCUCUCCUGUCAGGGCUCUGAAUUGGUUAAAACAGACCAGAGUGAAACUUGUGCCUCAGUCCGAGUAUCCCUACAAAGCCAGGACGGGAAUCUGCCAUUUCUUCUCUCAGUCACACGACGGCGUCGCUCUGGUGAACUUUACCGCACAUGACUUUGGUGGCCAGGAGGAGGCAAUGAUGGGUCAGCUGGUGGAGCGUGGUCCCCUGGCUGCUGUCGUGGACGCUGUCAGCUGGCAGGAUUAUCUGGGAGGAAUCAUCCAGCAUCACUGUUCCAGCCAACGGUCCAACCAUGCUGUUCUGGUCAUUGGAUACGACACCACUGGUACAUGUUGCCUCCACGUUGGGGAUAUUCCGUACUGGAUCGUGCAGAACUCCUGGGGAACCACGUGGGGCAACAAGGGUUAUGUUUACAUAAAAAUUGGCGGCAACAUUUGUGGUAUUGCGGAUUCUGUGGCAGCAGUUUUCCUCUAACAACAUCACGUGUAUUUCUGGCAUUUGUUGGUGUGUUCACUGCUGUAAACUCGAAAUCAGUCAACUGCCGCCAAGCGUCGCUGCGGCGAGUGUGAAGGCUCCGAGUCCGAGUCCUCGCUGCUGCAGUAGGAGCUGUCGCAGUACUCGGCCAUGUAGAGGAAGGUGUGAACGUUGGGAUUCAGCUUGGGCACCCAGUGGCGAGGCACCAGGAACGUUGCCAGGUUAAAGAGAUCCACAAACACUUUGUAGCGGUCACUAAAAGCUGGAUAUCAUGUGGUUGACGGGGGUUUAUGAGGGAAUGUGACUUGGAGAUUUUAGUGUCUCUGCUGCCUUGGGAACCAGCAUCUGCACCAGUGCUGCUGUGGUCAGCAGCAGAAGCUUAUAAAUAUGAAUCUGAAGCAAGCACACAGACACACACUGUGUUGACAGAGGUCCCCUAGACAAUUGAAGAAAGCUGAAGCCUUCUCUUACUGCAAUGUUCUCCCUCUCUUGAUUCAGCCCGUCAAAUAUAUUGAUUUCCAGCCGUUCCCAGAAAUUGAAUCCGUCCACCUCCAAACCAGGAGUUCUCUCCAGCCACUCCUGAGAACAGGUGGCUGGUGUUACCUCGACUAACUUCAAGAGUGUGGGCUCCUGUUCGGUGGCGAGCAGCAUCUCGCUGUCAUGGCCACUGAAGUUGUCCCUGUAAUGUUUCCUGUUGUAUGGGACCCUGUGGUUGUCCGGGACCCCGAUUUUAUUCUCCAGGAGUCGAAACUGAAGACUUUGGAAGCCGGAGGCUGGUGACAGGUCAGAGGGCGAGCCGACGUCAAGUCGUUGGAACCGAGGAAAGUGGAGAUGAUGCCGUUCUGGUCCACCUUGCGGAUUGUGGUGCCGUCGACGAAGUAGAUCAGGCCGUUCUUGUCCACGGCAAUGCCUGAGAAAACAAAGCCCCACAACGCUGUGAAGACGACAACAAAAGUGGACCUGCAGCUUUUUCUCGGCUUGCAUGACUCGGUUGGAUGGAACACGACGGAUACAUGUGUCACGCUUGCCUUCCCAUUAUUCAGGUCACUGCAAAAAGCACACCUAUCAAUAAUUCACACGCUGCUUUUCUGGUAUUAAAUAAUUUCUCAGACAGAAGUGGGAAAGGCUGUAUUCAUAUGGUACGGUAUAUAUGCACUCGCCACGUCUUGUAACCUCUCUUUCUUCCUCUUAGAAAGGAGGACUUGGUGAGGUGGGGGUGUCAAUGAGUGGUGCGUUUGGGACGUUUUUUUGACAGCGGCAAUCAUCAACAAUCUGCACACCAUUUUAGAAAUGAAUGAGCUGGGGAGCGGAAAUGACAGCUUCGGCCAAUUUUAGAUGAAAGGGGGUGAACGACAGUUGCCAUGGUGACAACUGUGGACUAAAUUGUCUUGGUGAUUGAGUGUCAGCUCGGAGUUGGAAGUUCCAGCCAAGCCAAUGUGGAGCUACAUGCGGCGAGACUAUUUUCUGUUCUCCGCCGCGGUUCGUACACGCUGUGACUUUGGGUUUAUUGUUCAAGACCGAGGGAGUCUCAAUCUCAAGAUCGCGUGCAGUUGAGCUCUGGGUUUUUUGUCGGUGGUUAAAAUGUUCUUAAGGAGCAUUAUGUUCACUUUUACCUCCAGGUGAAUUCAUUUUUCAAUGAAGUCUUUAAACACUUGCGAGUGGUUUGGUUUGACCCUGUGGUUCGGCCGGCACAAGGUUGCUAUCUGCUAAAUCAUUGACGAGCUGAGGGAGCCCACAGUAAAACCUCGGGAGCUGGCUAUCUGACAGUCUGAGAUUCUCAGACAGAUGAAAGGUGUCACAUUUGAGCAGAGAUCACCAAAUGUCUGCGAGGAGGCAGAAAAAAAUGGAGCCAUCUGCUGUUUCUUCCCUGGUCUCGGCUUCCACCCACUUCAUCAUUAGAGAUGCUCCCUCAAAUUUCCUUCACUCAUGCCUUUAUCGCCCAGCUAAGGCAGAGCUGUUGCAGUUGGCAUUCAGUGCGGGCAACAACGAGCGCAGAGCAAUUCAUCUUUGCCUUUUCAUCCAGAAGAAUUGAGGAAAAAAAGUGAGCAAUCGAAGCACAAAAUGGCCGUGUGCUAUUUGAAUGAGGACAGCGGGUUGUUGCACAGUUGCUUUUGACGUGUGGACGGCUGUUAUUUACUCUUACAAUAGCUGCAUGGGUGAAGAACCCAGAUAUUUACAGGGAAUAUGUGUUCAAUAGCUCUGCACUUCCACAGCUGCUCCUGAUCUAGAGUGGUCAGUGAUGUGGGUCUGUCAAGAGGGGUGUUUUCUUUUUAUCUGCACACAAAAUACCUCAUUGGACACUUGCAGGGAAUGACAAAUCAAUAAACAAUAAAUGCAAAUGAUUAUUAUCAUUUGCACGACGGCGGCCACUGUUGCUCGGUGUCCACCGCAGCAUUAUUCAUUUACUGCAUGACAGUAAAGAAUCUUGAAUCUUGGAGCCGCGCACACCUCCAGUUUGAUUCCACGUUUUCCAGAACAGUUGGAGGCAUGUUCUUGUCAUGGUUUCAAAGACGACGGUAACCAUGGACACUUGCUCGAGGAUAUAUGAAGAUAUCCGCCAGUACCCGCACAUGGACAAUUCAGCAAUCAGAACAAAAAAACGAGGAAAUGACAGCGAGCAGUGGUGAGAAAUCGCGACUACUGGAAGGUAAUAUGAGGUUACACGUGUGUGGAACGCCCUCACUUGGACCAUCAUUUGGAUCUGAAUGUAACCACGGGCGUGAACAUCCUGGACAUCUGUGCUUAGCUCUGUGAGCUAACUCUCAGCACUGGAAGAACACGUGCAUAAAUGGACAUUUUCUUUCACUAAUUUAUUUAAAAAUGUUGGUAAAACUCCCUUAAUUCUUAGGUGUCUGAGAAUAACUCUAGGCCAAACCAUUCAAUUAUUCCAACCAGGUGCCAGAACUCCACAAAGGCAACGCUAGUCCUCUCAGCUCAUGGUUAGUCUGAACAAGUUAAAACGAAAGGUGUUGGUAGGCGGCAGCUGCGGCAGCGCACUGCCUUGAUUUAUAUUUCUGAGCCGACAGACCUACUUCAAAACAUGAACCAAGGGCUAAAUUUGUACAUUAAAAUCUGCACCCAGUCAUUAAAAUAAUGGAAAUCUGGAGGCUCCGAGUUGGCACUGAGCCCCGUGGGCACAUUAAUUUAAAUCCCCAUCACUGUGGUAUACCUCUCCACCUCUCCAUUAAGCUCAACAUCUUCAUCAGUAUAAAAACGAUACCUUUGGGUCCAGUGAGAGAAGCCUCUGGAGCUUUGCCUCCGUCGCCACAGUGGUUCUCGUCGAAGGGCAGACAGUGUUCGCCGGUUCCUGCCACCACCUCUGCGUUCGACUGCAGGUCCUUGGUUCCGGUCAAGGUCUUGGGCCGGUAGAUCCUCCGGGAGUUGGUGUCCGACACGUACAGCUGGCCACUCACUGGGUUAGUUGCCAGGUAAUAUCUGUGUGCUGGGUUGUUGCUGCGUUCAAGAUAAUAACUCAGUUAUAUAUAUAUAUAUAUAUAUGUGUAGUCAUUGCUUUUUUUUUCUUAUAAAUGCCACAACAGUGCAGCUAAACAGACCAUUAACACUGCUAAUAUAAAACGUGACCUAGUGCAAUAAUCUCUGCAAAAUACCUGCAGGAAAAAAAAAAAAUCUAAAUGUCACCCUAUACCCCUAAUGAAAUUUAGCCUGAUUUUCCUUCUGAAUAAAACAUUCAGUCAAGAAUAUCACUCCACUGUAUCUCUCCAGAGAGUUAACACUGUUUUCAGUAUGCAUUUAAUUUGUAGAAAAUACUGAGAAAAUAUUCUGAGGAAAUUCAUGGCAGUGUAGGGAGUUAUUUAAGGGCUAAUAGCAAACUCCUGGAUUCCACUUAAGACUAACAAUAUUAAAGAACCUCCUUCAGAAUCACAUAUUAGCUUUAAUUGGCUUCAAAGUGUUGACGGUGAGUUAAAGCUGAUGCUCGAUCAGGUUGUUUUCUUCUCAUUAGGAAUGCCAUUUUCUAAAACACACACUGUAAAAUGGCGGCUUAAGUGGAGCAUGUUUUCUUUCUCCCUGUCCAAUCGCAGCUUUAAAACCACCUUAUUAUCAGUUCAGUCCUUCAGUCCUUUACGGGGACAAUCAAGUGAAGACGGUGACACAAAAGACUGCCUCUGUGGUAGUUUCAUCUGGAUGUGGAUGCAGGGGCCACGUGUUGCCAGGACGACACACACACACACACACACAAAUGUUGACUCACAAGCUAAAAUACAAUAUCAGCUAUUUUUGUGCGAGAAUUUCCUCAGCAGGAGAGAAGAGGGCAGAGCCUUUGAGAGAGGAUAAGUAGGAGACACAGAAGGUUGAAGAGAUGGACGUCAAACCAAAUUUAACUGCAGUGGGGGGGUUCCAGUUUACAAAGCAGAAAUGACAACUUGUGCGCCAGAUCAUUUCAUUUGUUGUUGCUCCCCUGUGGGGAGAGGCUUUUGGAAGUGGCAGAAAUGACUGGCUGAUGUUAACAAAGAGCAACAACUAAUGACAUUGCAUCUGUUGCUGCUUAUCUGCGUCUUUCUCUCUGCCUUCUUACCAGGAAAUUAAGCCAUUUCGAAUCCACGCAAAUAUGUCGUUAGAUUAAAAGUCAACAGAUUUCAAAACACGUGAUUGACUGAUACUUAGAUUUGAAUAAAGCCAAUUAAAUAAUCAUUUUCCCCUUUGAAACAAAUUCAAAUGUGACAAACUAUUGAAUUAACCUUUUCUAUUAAGGCAGCGUUGAUGCAUAGCAGGUGAUUAAGUGUCAUUAAAGAGCUCAAAACAGAGGCUGUUAAUAUGAAAAACAGCCGGCUUUACAGUGCAGUCGUAAACAUGGCUUCUCUGGUUGCACUCCAGCUUAAUGGUACCUCAGUCGAUACUGGUUGGCUUUGGAAGUAGGAUAAUGUGACAGCAAAAUAAAUGUGGCAAUGAAACAUCUUUGUAAAAUGAUGAAGAUGGAGUCGUAAAAACCUGACAGCCUUUAUGAGUCAAAGUAAAUGCCCCAAAAUAGACAAAUGCAAACAAGUUCCUAGAGAGAACUUGCGUCUCAUGAAGAUGAACAUGAGUAACUCUCCUUUUUUUACAGUCGACCUGCAGGGGGUGGACGCCAUAAAUGAAACACCUGUGCGAGAUUAUGCAGUCUCGUAAAACAGUCGCGCAAUAAAUAAAACCUUUGUGAAGCUCCUGAUGUUAAGUAAGUUGCGCACUAAUUUUUUAUGUGACGUUUUAAGGUACCUUGCACCUGAUAUGUUAUUUAUCUGUUUGGGGCUUUUUUUUUUCUCCACUUUCCACAUGUCCUCUUCUUUUAAGUGGUUGUAUAACUGUAUACAUUUCAUAUUUAUCUUGUUUUCUCUUGUGAUUUUGCUCUGGUACUUCGAGGUGCAGUGUGUGACGUUGAGGAGGGUUUGUUGGCAGAAACUGAAUAUGCUUUAAAAAUACUACUACUAAAUAGUACGGAGAGUUGAUGCAUGAUCUCUUCCCGUUCUACUUACUGCACAGUAUCUUUUGUUAAAGUUACUCUAUAUUAUCAUGCAUCCUAAUGCAUGUAAACCUACUGUAAUACUAUUAAAUUGAAGCGUUUCAUUAGAACUCUUCCAGACUGAGGCCCAAAAAGGUGUUUUAUCGGUAAUCAGAAGACCCCCAACUGAUCCAGAAACACCUAACAGUUGUAGAGUUUGAGGUAUUGCUGCUAGUCCAUAAUGCCAAGAUUAAGACAAUUAAUCUAAGCAACUUCCUAAAUUUAUUGGCUUCCUUUGGACAGAAGCACACAAACAAAUAAAACUGUUGUUGCCUUCUAGCACUAAUCCAUGUAGGAUUCACUUAAAAUAAAAUACGGGAGCAAACAUAAGUCACACGGGCUGCCAAUGACCCGGUCAUCUAUCCUGCAUCAGCAGACCUGCACCGACAUAAAGAGGAAAAUAAAAGCAAAGUUUCUCUCGGUGACAAAUCAGCGUGCACUUCAUUGCAGUGGGGAGGCUUUAUUUUCUCAGGGGGUCAAUUAGAGCUUACAGAGCUUACAAGGAAAUACUGAUACAGGCACUAAUCAAACCUACCCUGCACCUGCAGCUAGACGUCAGUGAAUGGGAGCCGUGUACUAAAGGAGGGAGCUGCUGUGACAUUCAUGAAACAAUUCGGGCAAAUUGAUGUUGAUUUUAAAUUCAUGCGACAGAAACGUAUCAAUAUCACGUAAUUUUGUUGUCACACCCGGCGACGCUGCCGUGAUUGCCAGCUUAAUAAAUUCAUUCCGGUUUACUCUGCGCUGCACCUUCGGGCACUUAUGGUCAAGUUAAUCACCAGGACAACACGAGUGCCAACAAUCUGCAUCGUCACUCGAUGCGACGCUGCUGCUGUUGUCUUAAUCAUGAAUACAGAGCAGUUGUGGAAGCCCCUGCGGAUAAGAACAUCUGCUGAACCCCAUUACUUGAAAUGUAAUUAGAAGCUUCACGACGGUAAUGUUAAUUGCGGCCGCUGUUGCACUGGACUGCAUUGAAAUGUAUACGACGACGACGACACCGGCGGUGUAUAUUUACAUUGACGUCUUGCCUUUAUGUAAUACUUAAUUCUUCAAAUCUGUUCCACUGCGCGUCGCAGCAUUCUGUCAGUAAUCACACGGCACAGAUGCACGCUGUGUAAGACGACACUCUUUCACAGCGUUCAGACGUAAUCAACCUAUAAUUGGUUUGUUAUAAUUACACGUGCUAAUCACUGGUGCCAAAAGGUGAACGUGAAAGGGAGAGUUACUCGUGUAUUUAUGAAGCAGAUGAUAAGGAUGAUGAUGUAUGUAAAGCAGCAAGGGGAAAAACAUGCACUAAAAUAACACACCUACCUGUGUCUAAAGUCUUUAUUUCUAUGACAGGGUCAGGAGGAAGCAGGAAAAGAGGAGAAGAAUCAGGAUCAAGACAUUUGCAGAUGUGCAGAAAGGGAAACUUUGACCUUUUUUUUAUUUCCAUUUAAGGACCAAUCACUCUGUCUUUAAACUGCUUUGGCAACCUUCUUUUUCUCCACAUGACAUAUAAACUCUCCUACAAAUGAAGCCAAAUGCACGGAUCGCCCCCUGGUGGCUGGCUGCAGUGUCUUUCAUAUACCUAUAGUCUAUGCACCAAAAACCUGGACAUAGUCUUCCGGUAUAUGUGAAGUAAAGGAGUUAGCCACCAGGGAGCGACGCUGCAGUCUUAUGUUACAAUUUUGAGGGAAAAUAGACAAUAAAGCAUGGCACAUGUAAGUGAACACCGGUCAAAUCACUCGAGGCUUCACAACAGGAGUCAGUUUUGCGUCCGUUUUUAUGCCUAUUUAGUCUAUUUUAGACGAUGCAUAAUGUAUAAUCCACCUCCUCCUGAUCUCUCUGCUCAUAAUUUCUGCAUCUAGGGAUCCCUUAAUCAAAACAGUAACAAAAGACUUUAAUGACAGCAUGGGAUCAUGGGAAUUGUUGUCUUCCCACCAGUGCCAGUGAAAAUCUGUCAAUACGGACUCAAGGGGUUUCGCCCCGGAAGUUUAGUAGCAGAGGGGCGGCGGCAAUGACAACAGUCCUGAAUACAAAUAUGGAGUUUUAUAAAUUUAAAGAGUCGUGGAAAAGCCUUUCAUUGUGAGGUUUACACCGAGUUAUCCUACUCAUCUCGAAUCGUAUGUGCGAUGCUAUACAAAAAUGUGGUGAAACAUCCCGAUUGACAGCUCAGAGAGACUGGAGGUUGGCGGAGCGUGACCUCGUCUUGUUCCUCAGAGCGUCUGGGGGUAGGAAAAUACAAACAAACUCAGAAAGACAAAAUCUCCCCCCUUGAAGAGUAAACACAUCCUCUCGAGAAAGUCAAUCCAGAGAAAGUGGAGAGGUGGGACUGUGGCCGAGAGACACAAACCACAGAGAGGGGAAAAAAUAUUCCACUCCAAUCUCCAAUCUCUAUAAAAACCUCAUUCUGCAUUACCACUGCUCUCCUCAGUUUGACCACUCAUAUUGAAGUAUUGAUUCUGCUGUUGUUACAUUUCCCACUAAAUGUGGACUUUACACUCACAGCGGCUGAUGGAAGUUCACAGAGCCCCACGUGAGAUGUGUUGUGCAGAGACCAUGCGUCACGUAAUCUCUUCAGCGCGUCAUGCAAAUAUACAAACAAUGACGAUAUAGUAUAUUUAUGUAAAGAAAGUGGGACUCCUUUCCUAAUGUAACAGUUUAGGUCUGUAUUGCUUUCUAAAAAUGUGAAGCUAAAUUUAAUUUGGUGAGCACAACAAGUCUUCAUCGCAGUGUUUUAUGUAUCUCUCUUUGUAAACGAAGUAAAAUAGGUGCUCGGGGACAGAAAGCAUUUCUUAAACCAUUAUUUAUCAGGGAAAGUGUUGCUGAGCAUGCACGCUCCUUAGCAGCGGCAUCCUGUUUUCCUCUCAUGCUGAUGUAAUCUUUCCGAUGCUGGAGCGGCUAAAACACUGUGCAGGUACAUUAGCAGGUUAUUGAGGAAAGGGUGGUGUGUUUUUUUUUUUUUCUUUUCUUUCUUUCUCUCAAUCAGUGACUCAGUGAACAUCCAUUACACUAACUUGCACACCACAACCCGCCGCGUCGACAGCGCGGCGACUCGUGUACUUCCGAAGGCGGCCUUCAUAUGUUUGUCAUCUCUGCGUCUCAUGUAGGAUGAGAGCGAAAUGUACAUUUAAUCAACACCUGCUACUUUGAAACAAGCCAACUGGCCGAGUCAGAGUCAUUGCUGAGAGAAGCCAAGUUGGCAUGAGGGUGUAAAUCAUCCCAAUUACACGCUGAAGACAGGAUGUCUUUCCUAAUUAUGGAGAUGGAUGGGGAAAGGAUUUCAGAUUUCUAUGGGCAGAAUAAAGAUGUGUGCGAAACAGGAA